Messenger RNA from Durusdinium trenchii, 806 nucleotides. The record is from the annotation of a GenBank genome assembly. NCBI's taxonomy places the organism in Eukaryota, Dinophyceae, Suessiales, Symbiodiniaceae.
CCGGCUCGUCCAUUGACCAAUUGAGCUUCCAAUUGAAGCUCAACUGGGGCCCUCAUGACCGCUCAUUGCAUUGCACAAACAUGUCCAUGUGCCGGCAAACCACUCCGAUUCUACGGCGCUGUUGCUGGCACAAGAGCACGGCAUGCAGUGUUUGGCACGAUCCACCCAGCAUUGAUGAGCAACUGGCGCAAGUCUAUGCCAACUGCUCCACUUUUUGCGUGGUCCGUGAUCCAAUCAUGCGCUUCAUGAGCGAGUACUUUUACAUGUCCAAGCACAAGCGUAUUCAAGGACAUUGGUGCGAUCCAGUGAAAUUUGAGGAGUAUGCAAAUGAGACCAUGCAACGUGCUUUGGAAGAUCCCUUCAUUGAUGAUUGCCACCUUGUGCCACAAGCGUUCUACUUGGUCUCUUUGGAUGGCCACCGCUUGUGUGAUCACAUCCUCCGCUACGAGCACUUACAGAGCGAGCUGCCUCAACUGCUGAAGUGGUAUCACAACCUGAACGAGUCAAAAACUCGACUUCAAAUGGUGAACCAAGCUGCACGACGGUGCAAUGUGCCCUUCUCGCCAGAGCUGCGGCAGCGCCUACGAGCCACUCAGUGUGAGAGGACGUCCACCACGCCUGGCCGUGCCACUCGGCAGUCCGACAUGGCAGUCGCAAAUGGCUCGUCGUGUUUGGGUCUUAGGCUGGUGAACUGUGUGCCCGACCGCCGCUGACCGGAGUAGCGAGCCGAAGCGAAUCCCGGGACCGGAACGGCGAGGGACUGGGGCGAGGAGGAGGGUAUUUCGCAAGAGCGACCAGGGCUCCAA